Glarea lozoyensis ATCC 20868 is the source of this 1392-nucleotide messenger RNA. RefSeq names its product MFS general substrate transporter. Gene Ontology annotation, cellular component: brush border membrane. Gene Ontology annotation, molecular function: transmembrane transporter activity. Gene Ontology annotation, biological process: transmembrane transport. The transcript has 3 exons. The coding region runs from base 1 to 1392 and encodes 463 amino acids. NCBI's taxonomy places the organism in Eukaryota, Fungi, Ascomycota, Leotiomycetes, Helotiales, Helotiaceae. The record is from RefSeq and is a predicted model, not a curated record.
AUGGCUGUAGCCGUGGAACCUGCUGUGAGGAAGAAGGUUUUGAGGGUUGUGUUUAUUAGUUUGUUGUUGGAUUUGGUCUCGUUCACAUUUAUCCUACCGCUCUUCCCAUCGCUUCUCGAAUUCUACAGAUCCCAAGAAGCGCCCAUCGAAUUCUCGUCUGCGAGAAAAUCGCCAUCUGUCCUCGCGCAUAUCCUCUCGUACCUCAAUGCCUACAAAGCGUCGUUUUCAAGACCAAUUGAUUCGAGAUAUGAUAUUGUGUUGUUGGGAGGAGCUUUGGGGAGUUUGUUCUCUCUCCUUCAAGCCUUCGCAUCUCCCAUAAUCGGACAUCUCUCCGAUCGCUAUGGCCGCCGAACUGCUCUCCUCUUCAGCAUGACUGGUAACAUUCUCAGUGUCCUCCUCUGGGUUAUGGCUACCGAUUUCCGCACAUUUCUCCUAUCCCGAAUCGUGGGUGGACUGUCAGAGGGGAACGUUCAACUUGCGAUUGCCAUAGCUACAGACAUCUCAGAUGAGAAACAACGAGGCGCGACAAUGGCAUUAGUAGGAAUAUGUUUUAGCAUCAGUUUUACAUUCGGACCUGCCUUGGGCGCGUGGUUAAGCACAAUCAGCAGCGUCAAGGCAAACCCAUUUGCGACCGCAGCUGGAUUCUCAUUAUUCUUGAUCGUCACAGAGACGUUGUACCUCUAUUUCUGUCUUCCAGAAACCCUACCCUCAAAAGUAGCCUCCGCCAAACUCGCAGCCUCAAACACCAAAACCACCACCAACGGCCACCCCGCCAUCAAAACCAACGGGACCACAAAAGCCCCCGCGAAGCCAUUCACGCGAACCAACUCCCACUUCCUCCUAAACCUCACGCACCUAACCUUCAUCCUCUUCUUCUCAGGCAUGGAGUUCUCCCUCCCGUUCAUGACAUUCGACCUCUUCGGCUACACCUCCGCGCGCAACGGCCGGCUCCUAGGCUACAUGGGACUUAUCGCUUCCCUCCUACAAGGCGGAAUCACGCGUCGUCUCCCGCCACUCCUAUCUGUCCGUAUAGGCGUCGUAUCCUGUCUCCUCGCUCUCUUCCUCCUUGCGCGCAUAGACACACAAGCAGGUCUCUACCUCGCGACCACGCUCUUGGCCGUCACGACCGCGACCGUCGUCACAGGUCUGAACGCGCUCAGCUCCUUCGAAGCAGGCGAAGAUGAACGAGGUGCUAAACUUGGGAAUCUACGCAGUUGGGGACAAUUUGGCCGUGGUGUCGGACCCUUGCUGUUUACAAGCGUGUAUUGGUGGGCUGGACGCGAGGUUGCGUAUAGUAUCGGGGGCAUGGGCGUGUUGGGGGUUAGUAUGGUGGUGUUUUUCGGGCUGAAGGAUCCGGGGAAGGGGAAGAAGAUUGUGGAGGUGGAGUUGUAG